This is a messenger RNA of Trichoplusia ni (cabbage looper), 2835 nucleotides long. RefSeq lists its product as uncharacterized. The record is from RefSeq and is a predicted model, not a curated record. The transcript has 2 exons. NCBI's taxonomy places the organism in Eukaryota, Metazoa, Arthropoda, Insecta, Lepidoptera, Noctuidae. Bases 1433 to 2761 code for a protein of 442 amino acids.
AACAACAUUCAUCGUAACACUUUUAGUCAUGAACGAGCAUCAUCUGUUCUGACCAGCCUUAGCUUCCAUCAUCAUUCAUCAUAAUACUUCUAGUCAUAAACCGGCAUCAUCCGUUCCGACUAUUUUCCCUCCGUACGCAAUGGUACCUUAAUUAGUGAAAUAAGUCAGCCCAUUAAUCAACACCUUAUCGCUUAAAAUAUGUAAUAUACGAUCAAACACAAUAUACAAUCAACCGUUUUGUUCUAGAAUGAAACAAUCAUCCUUUCAAUUUUAAGCGACGGCAUCUGAUACUGUAUUUAACUAAUUACUAACGAUAAAAACACAUUCAUUUCAAAAUAAUAAAUACCUACAAUGAUAACAUAAUGCAAUAAUAAAAGAUGUUAAAUUGUUGUACCAGUAGUCGACAGAUAUUUAAUCGGUACUCGAAACCGAUAGACAAGUGGGUAGUUACAAUAAAAACAUACUUCGAAUAAUAACUAGUUAUAUUCCUAACCCAUCAAUGUAGCAGAGCCUUAAGCUCUCACGCUGCGGUAGAGCCCAACGCAGCACUUUUCUUAUCAGUCGACCCGCCCGGGCGACUUGUUAUUGUAACUAUAGUCCGUAAGAUAGUCUUAAGUUUCUAUUGUAUUAGAAUUAAUUAAUAAAUAUGUUUUAAUUAAGCAGUCUUACAUCAAACUCUGUGAGCUCGGGUCGUAAAUAAUAAAAUCUUAUUUCGUCUCUUUAAAUAUUAAUUUUUAUUUCUAUUUUUAAAAAGACAAUUUCCCGCUCCCGAAAUCUAACUGGCGCAGCCGGUAGGAUUGCUGGUUGUUGCCUUCGCGAAAGUUUCGCGUGUGUAAAGCUGUGAAAAGUGGAAAACUCACGUAGAAAAGUGUUUCGCGAGUGGUCACUAUACAUAGAGUUGUUUUUACUUAACAUCAGUACGGCGCUCUAUCAAGGCAAUCCUCGAACCAAAUAAAUAAGUUAGAUAUCGCGUAAAACAACGCAGGUGAGCAGAGAUGGUGCUAGUUUAUAAGGCGGUUGGACAGUGAGUACCCUUCUACUUCCUCCCCAAUUUCCCAGCACAUUUUUUUUAAUAGAAUUUUAACUUGCGUGUAUUCUUGUGUUGAUAAAAUUUUAACAUUGUCUUUUUCUAGUGUGAAUUUUUAUAGAAUCUGAAAAAUCAUAUGAAAAAUUUUCACAUAUUAUAAAAUUUAAUAGCGAAAAUAUAGAAAUUAAAUUGAAUAACUAGCAAGUAAGAUUAUAGUGAAUAAUAUCCUUACUAUAUUAAAGUAGUAAUAUUCUACAUUUUCUUUUAUAAGUUUUUCAUAUGAUUAAGAAUUUAACCUUGCAAUUUGAAACUCAAAUUGCUUUUAAUUUUAUUUUUACAUUGAUUUCUUUCUAAUUAACUUUAACGUGUACUUUUAUAUUUUACUUUAAAAUAUAAUAAAAAAAAAUGAAUCAAGGUCAAAUUCCUUUAUCUACGGCGGAGGCGGUGGCAGCUGUGCCUCUACCGGAGACAACGAUACCCCGAGAUGUGUUAAGAUUAAUUCCUGAAUAUAGCGGCGAAACUAAUUUACUUAGUUUAUUUUUACGAAAGUGCAAAUAUGUUAUCGAAAGGUAUCAAGGAACCGUAGAGCGGAAUGAAUUUUUAAUGCAAAUAAUUACCAGUAAACUAAAGGGGAAAGCGGCAGCCCUUAUAAGUGAAAGGGGCGACUUUGAUACUUAUAAUGAAUUAAAAUCUUUGUUGAUUCAACAUUUUGGCGAUCCCAGGAGUGAGGAGUGCGUAGCGAUAGAGUUGGAAACCCUAAAAAUUAAACAUAAUGAGUCAUAUUUAGAAUUUUGCAGUCGUAUACAGGAUAUUCGUGCGAUAUUAAUGUCGAAAGUUAAUCAGAAUAGCUCUUUAUCAUUAAGAGAAGCUAAGCGUGUGAUCUAUAACAAUACUUCGCUUAAUGUUUUCAUGUAUAAUUUACCAGAACAUAUGGUACGGAUUGUUCGAAUUAAAAACCCGGAUUCAUUGGAAGAGGCGUUAAAACAUGUGCUUGAAGAGGUUAACUUUCAGGAACAAUAUAAUUUACGCAGUAAGAUGUUGCAACACCGUCCGCAAAGUUCGUUAUUACCAUCACGCGAUAAAGGCUUUGUUUUUAAUUCAACAAAUCCGAAACCUAUUUUAACACAGCCUCCAUUGCAAUAUAAUAAUAAUUUCAGGCCUCUCGCAAAUCAACCUCAAUUUAAAUUCGGCAUACCUAAUCAAAAUUUUGUGCGCCCAAAUAUGCCAAAUCAGCAGAAUGGUUUCCGACCUCCAUUGAAUCAGUUUGGAUACAAGCCUCCGGUUCAAUUUGGGUAUAGACCACCUGUCUUUGGCCCCAAACAACCUCAACAAUUUGGCUAUAGACCCCAGGUGGGACAGUUUGGUUACAGACACCCUCAACCUUCAGGCUACCAGCCACCCAAGGCUCUCUUGAACGAUCGUGACGUGACCAUGAGAACAGCCCCAGCACCGGCGAAGCCACAACAAGGUUUCCCUGUAAAUGAGCUUUAUUCUGAUGACGAGCGACAAUAUUAUAAUCCAAACGAUGCUUACAAUGAUAACACUUAUUAUAAUAUGACGAACGACUAUGACUACGAUUAUACAAACAUGUAUUCUAGCGAUGGUUGUGCAGAUCAGUACCCCGACGCGGAAUACGCUGAAAACGUAGAUAUUCCGCAAUCUACUGAAAGUAACAAAGAUUCAAAUGAUGUGCAAAAUUUUCAAAUAAAUUCGAUCCAAUCAUACCAGAAAUGAUUGAGCUUAAUUAUGACGCUAACUUAAGACACCCUUAUAUAUAUAUCCCCGAUAUAGAUGGUAAAUUUAUGUUG